Molecule: messenger RNA, 1611 nt
Organism: Opisthorchis viverrini
Lineage: Eukaryota; Metazoa; Platyhelminthes; Trematoda; Opisthorchiida; Opisthorchiidae
Exons: 12
Coding region: 1-1611 (536 amino acids)
Source: RefSeq, a predicted model, not a curated record
AUGGCUGUAACGCAGGUACUUCAUUUGCGGAAGAUACGCGGCACCAUUCACUACGGUAGGUCGAGAGUGUGCUACAGAUACCAAAACAACGUCUACCGAGACAAGUGUUGUUCUCCGUGCCUAUUUCACGAUGGUGCACACGACAAGGAUAGGGUUCCCGUGACUCCACCUGCGCUUGGCUGGAGACAUUGUAAGAAGGGGUGGCUGGUCGAUGUCAGUGGCGUUCGUGCUGUUAUUUUUUUAACAGAUUCCUUGACUGAACGAUUGAAGGUGAAGGUAAUUCAGAAUGCUUGCGAGAAGCCAGCACCAGGAGGGCACUUGAAGGCAUUACCUAGGUACAGUAAGCGGGAUUCCGGGAAGGAGUUUGUGUGGACCACAUUUUCACAGCUCAUCAAGUGUUGGGGCGACGCCAUACACACCCUGUCGGCUUGGAAUAUGCAGAAGAUAUUGCUCCCACCUUUGAAAGGGAGGAUUGAAGCACAAUAUAUGCCCAGAGGGCACUUGAAGGCAUUACCUAGGUACAGUAAGCGGGAUUCCGGGAAGGAGUUUGUGUGGACCACAUUUUCACAGCUCAUCAAGUGUUGGGGCGACGCCAUACACACCCUGUCGGCUUGGAAUAUGCAGAAGAUAUUGCUCCCACCUUUGAAAGGGAGGAUUGAAGCACAAUAUAUGCCCACGAAAUCUAAUGUGCUAGUGAAGAAAUAUUUUCUACGUUGUGAGGGCGCAUACUUGACUCAUCCAACAGUUAUCUCCACAAGUGUCCGAAGGACUAACUGGACAUGUGGACGACAUUUCCGAAGGUCGGCGUCCCAGGAAUGGAAUCUAUUGUUGUGGAAGACAAUAUCUUUGUGCGCAUCAUUUACGAAAGUUGGUAUCAGAUUAAACUCAUGGGAAGACUGCGGGAUAGAAGUAGUAAAUCUAUGCUUAAGUUUCGUUGUUGCUGACCCAGUCACAUUGGCAGUCAAGUGUCACCAUAUGGUGAUCACUGUGUCUAAUGGGAACCUUAGUUUUCACAUUUUCAGCAAAAUUUCUUUCAUUGGUGACAACCGGUCUCAUUUGUCCGACGUAGAAUUUGAUGCAGUUGUCGCAGUUGAGUUGGUAUAUCACACUGUUCUUCUUGGUUUUGUCCGGUGCGAACAUGUCCACCAUUUCAGGCGCAAAACUCGGAUUUGUUCAGGGAGCGCUCCUCGAGUUUUGGUAACACGCUCGCCUGAUACGUCAGAUGCGCGGGGUUCAAACUUAGCUCACUGGCACGUGGAACAACCUCCCCCCCCCCCGAACGGUUGUUCACGCACUGUCUGUUACCUUACCCAGAGCAAUUUCCGACGCUUUUUGAUACAAGUCGUAGACUACGAUGGAUUGGAUAUGCAAAAGUUCACGUUGAUGAUAGCACCUUCUAAUGGACUGUAUGCCCAUGCGGAAUUCUUGUUUCGGUAUUAUGGCAUCGUCGGCCAUAAAGAAACACCAUGCAAAAUUCUAACAAUACUGCAAUGGUCUCCAGUUUCUACUUCUUGGAACCCUUUUGUGUUUUCAGUGCGAUCGAUAUUCUACAGAUUUUUCAGAUGGCAGAUACCUGUUGUUGUUGAUGAUGUUGCAAGCUGUGAUGUGUGA